UUUUCCGGAAACCUUCAAGUAAACAGUAAGUGAAAUCUUUUAACCCACAAGCAUAUUGGCUAAUAAGAAUCAGCGACAAAGAUCCAGAAACGAGGGGAAUCUGGAACCCGAAGCAUGAAUUCAGUCUUACUCAUGGAUUCCUUGCCCAUAUGGGCGGAUACGGAUUCGGCGUCGAUGAUGGAGUGAUUUCUGUUUUUCCGAAAGAUACCAAGGUUCUAGCAAUAACCGCGCGGGGGCUGGAAUGUAUCGCCAGCAUAGACCCUUCGAUUAUACCAGACAUCGAUGUCAAGGACAUCAAGGACAAAAGCAAAAGCAACAAUUUCGGCAAGUUUUUGCACUGCGUAUCUCUCGGAUGGUUUCUCAUCCGAGUCAUGACACGAGUCGAGCUAGGACUUGCUGUACCGCUGCUGGAGUCGACCACAUCCAUCCAUGUAGCAUUGACCAUUAUGACGCUAAUCAUUUGGUGGCGAAAGCCACUGGACGUCGACCGACCGUUUGUCAUUGUCAGUGGUGUUUCCUAUCCUCUCGCCGCCUUUCUAGUGCUUUGUUCCGCGCAUACACUCUGGAAAAGCGAUGUCUGGUGGCCAGAGUUCGCCUUUAAGAAGUCAGACAGCGACGACCAAGACUUAUGCGCGCAGAUCUCCCCCGAUGGAACAAUCAGUCUUGCUCCCGGUCAGAUUCUCUUCGGCUUUCGAUACUUUGGGUAGAAACAAAAGGACGGAACGCGCCGGCUAAAACCUAUACUCUUGGAAGAGCACCAGGUUGAAUGCCUGAGGCUUGCCCG
Exserohilum turcica Et28A is the source of this 784-nucleotide messenger RNA. RefSeq lists its product as uncharacterized. The record is from RefSeq and is a predicted model, not a curated record. The transcript has a single exon. The coding region runs from base 150 to 707 and encodes 185 amino acids. NCBI's taxonomy places the organism in Eukaryota, Fungi, Ascomycota, Dothideomycetes, Pleosporales, Pleosporaceae.